UGAAUAGUGUUACAGGAAGGAAGCUGCAGGUGGUUGUUGCAGCUGCAAGUCCAGAGCCAGGCAGACCUUUGAAACCGGGCAGCCGGACUUGUUUUGAAGACGCCAGACGUUUUGCCUGCCCUUGGGUAGUGACUGAGGUGAACAAGAUGGCCGAUACCCAGCUAAAUAAUGGAGAAGGGGACGUCGGUCUCUGGGCAUCACACAACAGGAUGGUGCUCGAGCCUCUUGAGACAAACGAUCCAGAGGUUUAUGAAAUAAUCCGCAAAGAGAAACACAGGCAGCAGUACGGACUGGAGCUCAUCGCCUCGGAGAACUUCGCGAGCUGCGCCGUGUUACAGGCACUCGGCUCGUGCAUGAAUAACAAAUACUCCGAGGGUUACCCUGGGCAGAGGUAUUACGGCGGGACAGAGCAUGUGGAUGAACUAGAAAGGCUUUGCCAGAAAAGAGCUCUGGAAGCUUACGGCUUGGACCCGCAGAAAUGGGGUGUCAACGUGCAGCCGUAUUCAGGCUCCCCUGCCAAUUUUGCCGUGUACACCGCGCUCGUGGAGCCCCACGGGAGGAUCAUGGGUUUGGACUUGCCGGACGGCGGUCACCUGACCCACGGCUUCAUGACGGAGAAGAAGAAAAUUUCGGCCACCUCCAUCUUUUUCGAGUCCAUGCCGUACAAGGUGAAUCCCGAUACCGGAUACAUCGACUACGACAGACUGGAGGAAAACGCCCGAUUGUUUCAUCCUAAACUGAUUAUUGCUGGCAUUAGCUGCUACUCGCGUAACCUUGACUAUGCACGCAUGCGCAGCAUCGCCAAUGAGAAUGGCGCUGUUCUUAUGGCUGACAUGGCGCACAUCAGCGGGCUGGUUGCAGCUGGUGUGGUUCCCUCUCCCUUCGAACACUGUGACGUGGUUUCCACGACAACGCAUAAAACACUACGUGGCUGCCGGGCCGGCAUGAUCUUUUACCGGAAAGGAGUUCGCAGCGUCGACCCAAAGACCGGGAAGGAAAUACAGUAUAACUUUGAGAGUCUGAUUAACCAAGCGGUGUUCCCCGGUCUCCAGGGCGGCCCCCAUAAUCACGCCAUUGCAGGAGUGGCUGUGGCUCUGAAACAAGCUCUAACCCCAGAGUUCAAACUCUACCAAAAACAAGUUGUCUCCAACUGUCGGGCGCUGGCGGCGGCCCUACAGGAACUCGGCUACCACAUCGUCACAGGGGGCUCUGACAAUCACCUCAUUCUUGUUGACCUCCGGAACAAGAAGACGGAUGGAGGGAGAGCAGAGAAAGUGCUUGAAGCUUGCGCCGUAGCUUGCAACAAGAACACCUGCCCAGGGGACAAGAGCGCUCUGAGGCCUAGUGGCCUCCGGCUUGGAACCCCUGCCUUGACCUCCCGUGGACUGCGAGAAGAAGACUUUAAGAAGGUCGCACACUUCGUUCACAGAGGCAUUGAGCUUACACUGGAAAUUCAGAACGAUCAGAAUCCUAAAGCCACGCUGAAGGAAUUUAAGGAGAAAUUGGCUUCUGAUGACAAAUACAGAGAGAAAAUCUCAUCGCUGAAGGAAGAGGUGGAGCAGUUUGCCGGCUUGUUCCCUAUUCCCGGCCUGCAAGACCUUUGAUUUUAGGUUCAAUUUCACAUGAAGGUAUUCAGUUUUUCCACAAAGCAAUAAUUAAGGCAAAUCGUUUUUCUUAACCCUGGUGCUGAAGCGCUGGCUCUCUCCAAGAACUCAUGAAGAUCUUAACCAAUAUGAACUAAUUUUACUUAUACUGAUGACAUCACUGCUGACACCGUAACCCAUAGCCCUGCCUCAUCAUGCUGGGAGUUGGCUGUAGCUGCUCUGGAUACAUUUUUAAAGACUUAUUUUUAUAGAGAAACCUUUUAAUUAUUAAUUGGCUGUUCUAGACCCUUUUUUCUAUCUCUAAUCCUAGGCUAGAAGGCGCAGAGAAUUACUGAUACCGUGCAGCUGGCGUUUAAUAUUACAAAAUAUAUUUGAAACGGUUAAUAUUUGAAUUAAGUUCAAUUCUUUGCUCUGAGCGGGACUGUAUGGAACGAUUAGCUGUGCUUAUGUGAUUUAUCUCCUUCGAGGGGGGAAUGCUGGAUCAGCAUGAUAGGAGGUGCAGCAGGAACUUGGCCAAGGGUAAGCGCAUGGCAACCGGUUUAAUGACAAACUUUUAUUUUUCGUUAAUAAAACGGCACAGUCUGAGGCGAAAACAUUCUUUUAUUGUGAAUGGCUUCCCGGUGGACACGGUUAGCCCGCGCACGCUCUGGGUUCAUGCAGCACGGCGCACUGGCUCUAUACCCUAGAGAACGGACUCACACAUGCAUUUUCCUUUGCUCUGGCUCCUCCCCCCCCCAAGUGCCCAGGUGAGGGGGCAUUUAUCAAUCAAAUAGUCUCAAGGAAGGAGUAACAAGCCCCAUCCUCCCCACAUAACGGAUCGCGGAUUCAAAACAGGUUUCCAGCAACAUUUAUCAUCGGCACCAUCACAUUUAAAUGGCUCGGAACAAAAACAUGGAGAUCUUUUACAAACUGGGAGACGAUUCCUUUUUUCCAUGCCUAUAAAAGUAGUUUCACAGCUGUACAAAAUAUCAAUAAAUAAUAUAACAAUGGGUUAAAUAAAGUGAGAUGCUUUAAAA
Messenger RNA from Spea bombifrons (plains spadefoot toad), 2620 nucleotides. RefSeq names its product serine hydroxymethyltransferase 1 (gene SHMT1). The record is from RefSeq and is a predicted model, not a curated record. Bases 147 to 1604 code for a protein of 485 amino acids. Gene Ontology annotation, biological process: folic acid metabolic process; protein homotetramerization; tetrahydrofolate interconversion. Gene Ontology annotation, cellular component: cytoplasm; nucleus; cytosol. The transcript has 13 exons. Gene Ontology annotation, molecular function: serine binding; zinc ion binding; glycine hydroxymethyltransferase activity. Lineage: Eukaryota; Metazoa; Chordata; Amphibia; Anura; Pelobatidae.